ACUAAAAUGCCCUUAAUUUUAAUUAAGAACCCUAACCCCCAAAUACAAUUUCAUUUUCAUCAGCAUCCAACCCUAACCCCUUUUUUCCUCUUCUCUACCCUUUCUCCUCUCCUCUGCCGUGAACUCCUGGAGCCUGACCCGCCGCCGGUAGCACCUCCAAUGGUGGGAACCACCGCGGCGCCUCUCCAUUUCUCGUUGGUUCAUCUUCGUGGCCCCAGUUGCCACCCUCGGUUUGUGACGCUGCUGGUGUAUCCACGCCGGUGGGUCUGCGUCGCCACCGUCUCGGAGCUGUGCGUCUGGUCUCUGCUGGUUCUCUGUCAACGGAGCUGGUAUAGCCUGGUUAACAAUGGCUUCCACAAGUAGAAGAUCCACAAGUGGUUUGUAUGUCAGUGGCAACGUAACGGGAGAAUAAUUUUGUGCGUGUGGUUUAAGAGCACCGUUACAAGUUUCGAAUAGCAUGGCCAACCCGGGUAGAAAGUGAAUUCUAAUUUGAAGACGAGCGAACGAGUGGAAAAUCU
This is a messenger RNA of Arachis ipaensis, 518 nucleotides long. NCBI's taxonomy places the organism in Eukaryota, Viridiplantae, Streptophyta, Magnoliopsida, Fabales, Fabaceae. The record is from RefSeq and is a predicted model, not a curated record.